AUGUCGCCUCGUCCACCUCAUCGCUUCGACCCAUUAAUCCACCCCGACAUCGUCGACAACAUCAUCCCCUACCUCCUCCUCAUCGACUACAACCCACGAUUCCUCGCCCGCGCCGCCCUAGUCUGCAAAUCCUGGAACACCCUCUACACGCCCUUCCUCUGGCGCAACAUCAAAAUCGACAACAACAACUUUGCGACUGUCCCCGAGUCACUCCAAGGAAUGAUGAUUGAUCUUCUUGGCAAGACUCCUCAACUCACGUCCUUUUCUAUCGCUCACAACAAGACCGACUUCUUGGUAGCCCUCCCCAUGCUCUGUCCUGGAGUGAGGGAACUUGCCAUAGUGUACUGUGGUUUGAUUCCUCCAUCAGUCUUUUCGCGGUUUUUCCAGUCCCUUGCCGUCGGCAGCCACAACAACCAGCCGCAGCAGCAACAGCAACGGGGCCGCGCAUCGUUACAAUUGGAACGGCUCCAUCUCUGCGAAUGCAAUUUGGAGGACCGAUCUCUUGAGCAUCUGGCCUCGUCACUAGCCAGCACACUCCUCCAUCUACGCAUCUUGAAAUGUUCUGUAGUUACCGAUUCAGGACUCAAGGCUGUUCUGCAGCGGUGCCAUCGCCUAGAGUCGCUCGUGCUCCUGGAUGUCAUUGGACUCACUCCGGCAAUCAUGACGGACGACACCGACGUCAACAACAACAACACCGACCUCGGCACUACGCUUUUGACGACAGACCAGGAAGAACGACAAAAAUGGGCCUGCUACAAGACUCUUAAGCAUCUGGACAUUCGAAAUCUUGGGCUUCAACCUCCUGAAAUUUUUUUGGAGGACUCGCCAAAUAGGGCGUUUCGACGGAUUCGACAGAGGAUCCGGAUGUUGCCUGCCUUGGAGCAGUUGGCGGUCUGCGUCUGGGACGCUGAUGAGGAACUGCUUCAGGGGUUCAUGGGGGUUGAGGAGAAGGACCAAGGACAUCAGGCGCGUCAAUUGACAAUAGGAGAAAACGGGGAAGGCGAGGUUGUGAAUGAGAAUGCAAACCAAACUGACGCAGAGGUAACAGCGGCAGUACCAAUACCAACAACAGACAGUGUAGCAGGUGGAGGUGCAGAAUCACCUCACCACCGCCCGCACCAGCACAAUGAUCAAGAGGCCAAGACAUUGGUUGGGCCGCGACUUCGGACGCUCACAAUCUGGGGGCAACAAGGCAAAACAUUUAUUGGGAGCGAUUUGGAUCGGUUCGUGAGAAACUAUCCUGGUCUGAGGGAAUUGAACACUUCAACAGUCGUUCUUAGCAAGGAGACAGUGGAUCGGUUACGGGAAGCAGGAAUUGAGGCCCUCUCUGAGUGA
Linnemannia hyalina is the source of this 1335-nucleotide messenger RNA. Lineage: Eukaryota; Fungi; Mortierellomycota; Mortierellomycetes; Mortierellales; Mortierellaceae. The record is from the annotation of a GenBank genome assembly.